GGCGCGGGGCGUGCUCCCGGGGAGCGGCGCGCACGCGGGCGGGGAGAGAGGCUGGAGUCGGAGCACCCCCGGGCAAGAGUGGGAGGAUGCUGGGGGACCAGCUGGAAGGGAGCACCUCCGAGGGAGUGGGCAGGGCGGAGGGCCGGCCUGGGCCGGCCGUGGUGGCCACGGUGGCCGGGAGGAGGAGAGGCCGGCGGCUCGCUGCUCCGCCUGCGGCGGGGCUGGGGGGGAGGCGGAUCCAGGGAGACCCCAGGAGCAGAAGGUGCAUGAGUACCUAGAACUGGGUGAUGUGAGGGGGUCCCCCUUUGGGGACGCCUGGGCCGGUUGGGAUGGAGAAGCCUGCCUUGGUGUCAGGAAAACAUGGAGGUUUCCCCACCCAAUGAGGACAGGGGAGGGAGCCCCACACCACCCAUAGCACUUGCUUCAAGCCUGCAGGCUUUGAGGCCCCCCCCCCCCCCCAGAGGUUUCCUUGGGGCAGCCCAUUCUGGCCUGGCCUGAGUAGGGGGGGCCUGGUCAGGCCACCGCUGGUGAGUUUGAGGGUUUGACGGAUUCCCGGAGCCUAGCUGCACCCGGAUGGAUGGCCCAAGACCUUCUGUUUAGCUCCUAUGGAAGAGGGUCUCAGCCUCACAACCAGAGUCUUGUGCCGCCUCUGAGGCUCGUGGUGAAAGGCUGUCCCUCUCCAGCCUCAGUUUCCCUAACCAGAGGGGCCCUUGCUGGCCAGGGGUGAAAGUUGGGUCCUUUUUCCAUCCCUUGUGCUGGGCGACUGUAGCCAGCUCACCCAACCUCUCUGGGCCUGACUUCCUCUUAGAGUUCUACCUUGUCCUCAGAGCAUUUGUGAGUCCGAGUUCCACAGAAGAAUUCCUUUGAGUUAUUUAUUCUAUCCCGAUCACAAAUGGAGGCCCAGAGUGCGUUACAAAAAGCAAAAAUGAUGUCCGUUUGGUUUUGGAAGAAGUAGAAGGACUUUUUAUUUAAACACAUUCUGCCGAGUCUGCGAAUUAGUUUGCAUUGAAGGAGGUCACCCAGUUGCUGGGAGAUCAGGAGGCCAGCCGGGGAUGAAAACUUUGCUUGUGUAAUGUAUGGCCACCCCCCUGGGUGACUGGAGGUUGACCACAAUGGAUAAAGGGCAAGAGCACUGGUUUUGGAGUCAGAUGAUGUGCCCUCUGCCAUCCUGCCUCCUGGGCCGUGAUGCCAGCUCAAAGCUCAGAGUUGCUUUGAGGCAGAAGUGAAAUGUGGGUGAAAGUUCCUUGUAAACAGCAAGCCACUGUAAAUUACCGAUGUUAGUGCCUCACCUUAUUAAUAUUUUGGGCUUGUAUGUGGUAUUGUCCUUGUCAGGAUCCCUCAAGGAACAUUUACCUCUAACAACUCCUGUAUUAACGCAGAUCUGGCCUUACUAUCUUAUGUAUGUAUGUGUGUAUGUAAGUAUGUAUGUAUUUUUAAGUAGGCUCCACACCCAAUGUGCAGCUUGAACUCAUGAUCCUGAGAUCAAGAGUUUGUGUUCGGUCUACUGAGCCAGCCAGGCCUGCCUUACUAUUAUUUUUACGAGGUUAGACUUUGUCUUCUAUGGCAAGAUAAAGUUGUCUUGAGGGAGUGUGCUGAACAAUGAAGGCCCAGAGAAGCAACAAUGAAUAUUUUACGUGCCAAGAUGGAGGCAAGAGACAAAGUUAAUUAUAACCAAAUACUCAUAUUAGGUGGGUUUUUUUUCGUUAGGCUAUUAAGCUCCAAGAAGGCAGAGUAUUAAUACCCUUAGUUCUUACCCUUAGCUGUUGUUUAGCUGGGCUAUUAGUUCUAUAAGGGAAGUGUUUUAAUUGCUUUGUUCACUGCUGACGCUCUAGCACCUGGCACAUAGUGGGCCUAAAACAAAUAUUGGAAUGUCUCAGGGCCUGAAGGGACCUUUGACGUUCCUGAUAAAUUCACUCUCUCCUUUGACAUCUGGAGAAACAGGGCCAAAAGGGGAAUGGACUUGUCCAAGGUCACACAGGGAUUAAGCGGCUGAGCCGGGACUAGAAUCCAACAAACGGCAAAAACAGCGGCGCCAUGCUGUGCCAGAACUAACAUCUUGCAUCAGUAACUUUGUUUUGCUUUCACGGGAGCCCAAGGGGUAGCUAUUAUUAUCCUUUGAUUAUCAAUGAGGAAAUAGGCUCAGAGAGGUUAAGGGACUUACCAAAGUCACAGAGCUGUUAAGUUUCAGACUUGAAAUCCCAUCCUCACAUAAAAAUGGGAACAUGGCUUCACUUGAAGUAGGCUGCCGGAGUGGUAGGUGGUACCCUCCCUUGGGACGUCAGCUCUCUCCAAUUCUGCGUGGUCACCACCUCGGUGGCUUCUCUUGGGGCUGGAUUUUCCUAGGCCCCUAGGCGUUUCGUUUGUGUGGGUGAGCCUGUCUGCUUCAUUCGACAUGUGCCCCAGCCCUGUCGCAUUUUGCCUGCCAUGUGCACUAAAAUCUACGGGAUGGGUAUAACCCGGGGCUCUCCCACUUCAAAGCCCAUUUACUACCCCAUCCCGACAACCUGGUCUUCUGUUUUGCUCACAGGUACUUACGGGACUUUUUGACCGUGUGUGUCAGGUAGAGACCAGGAGGAACUGGGGCAAGACUUGGUUGAGAAGCUAGGUGAGGAGAUGGACCUUGUGUUUAGGAAAAGGAGAAUGGGAGGUGGGAGGGCAGAGGAGGACAGAGCUCCUCAGAUUGACAGGAGCUCCCACUUGAGCCCUGGAGAUCUCUGUUCUGGGGCUCGGCCAACCUGGAAGCUUCCCAAACCUGCAGGACACGCCCUGGCCAGACUUCAUGCCUUCUGGAUCACCUGCUAGCAUGGUCUACCCCUUCACCCUCCCACUGGGGGACGGGGCAGCCAGAGUGGCAACCCUCUCCCUGGCAGUUUCAUUUUCCAGCCACCUCGCUUGCGUCUGUGCCCAAGUGCAAAUCUUCAGGGCUCUGUGAAUCCACAGGGGUUACUCUGAAUGGUCUAUGCUGGGGAGAAUUUAAUCAUUAAAUAAGGUCAGUGUCUCCAGAAGUUCCAACUCCAGCCAAAUUUCCCUGGUCCUUACAUGCAUCCUCAUAGAAAAGUAAAUAUUUCAAGGGACAAGGUUAACUGAAGCCCCCAAGUCCAGUGGAACCAGCUCUUGAUGGCCAAAAGAGGACAGGUUUUUAGAGGACAUCAAGCGAAUCUUUCAGGCUGGGGUAUUUCAAAUACGACUACUAUUAAUAAUAAUUAGUAAUAGUAGCAAUCAUUUCUCAAGUUGCUAAACUGUGCUAAAAAUUUGUCCGAAUAAAGUUAGAUCCUUGUAAGCAGUCUGUGCCGUAGAUGAUAUUGUAAUUCCCAUGAGGGACUAAGGAUCAGAGAAGGUGAGUCGCUUGUCUUAGAUCACACAGCUAGCAUGUUACAGAAGCAGGCGUCAAACCUGGUUUGUCUGAAUCUGAAGCCCAUCUCCUUCAUGAGCCUUCAUAGUGUCUGCUUUCUCCUUUAGUCCUAACUUCUUUCCAUUAUGAUUCCUGGGGAGUAGGGGGACAGAAGCCAGUCAAGUUUUCCUGACACCCAUCAACCAGGCCCUGGUCACCUGGUCUCAGCCCAGCUUUGCCUGCCUUGCCGUGUGAUCUUGGGCACUGUUCGAGGCACACGGGAUACAUCGGGGAGUACAGUCACGGGAUCCUCGCUGAGCUAGCUCUUCCUUAGGACGACUCCUCUCUUCUGAAACUCAGUGUGGGGACAAGGGGGCAGGAAGGAGGGACUAAGAACUGGGCUUCCGAGCCUCCCAGCUGCUGCUGGUGGUGCCAUCAAGGGUCGAGGACACCAGUCCCCUGACUUUGCUCUGGCCUCUCUCCCAGCUCCCUGCCUGGCCCACAGCUAUGGCCACGAUGGUGGCCCAGAAGCUCAGCCAUCUCCUGCCCAGUUUGCGGCAGGCCCACCAGGAGCCUCGGCCGUCCAGGCGGCCAGAGCCCAUGUUCACAGUGGACCGUGCCGAAGUGCCACCGCUCUUCUGGAAGCCGUACAUCUACGUGGGCUACCGGCCGCUGCAUCAGACCUGGCACUUCUACUUCCGCACGCUGUUCCAGCAGCACAACGAGGCGGUGAACGUGUGGACCCACCUGCUGGCAGCCGUCGUGCUGCUGCUGCGGCUGGCCGUCUUCGUGGGGACCGUGGGCAUCUGGGGAGACCCGCACGCGCUGCCCCUCUUCAUCCUCCUCCUCGCGUCCUUCACCUACCUCUCCUUCAGCGCCUUGGCUCACCUCCUGCAGGCCAAGUCCGAGUUCUGGCAUUACAGUUUCUUCUUCCUGGACUACGUGGGCGUGGCCGUGUACCAGUUCGGCAGCGCCCUGGCACACUUCUACUACGCCAUCGAGCCUGCCUGGCACGCCCGGGUGCAGGCCGUCUUCCUGCCCGUGGCCGCCUUUCUCGCCUGGCUUUCUUGCACUGGCUCCUGCUACAACAAGUACAUCCAGAAGCCUGGCCUGCUGGGCCGCACUUGCCAGGAGGUGCCCUCAGCGCUGGCCUACGCGCUGGACAUCAGCCCCGUGGUGCAUCGCAUCCUGGUGUCCCCUGACCCUACCUCAGAUGACCCGGCUCUUCUCUACCACAAGUGCCAGGUGGUCUUCUUCCUGCUGGCCGCCGCUUUCUUCUCCACCUUCAUGCCUGAGCGCUGGUUUCCUGGCAGCUGCCACGUCUUCGGGCAGGGCCACCAGCUCUUCCAUGUCUUCCUGGUGCUGUGCACGCUGGCCCAGCUGGAGGCCGUGGCACUGGACUACGAGGCCCGGCGGCCCAUCUAUGAGCCUCUGCAUACCCGCUGGCCCCACAACUUCUCUGGCCUCUUUCUGCUCACCGUGGGCAGCAGUGUCCUGACCGCGUUCCUCCUGAGCCAGCUGGUACGGCACAGACUCAACCGGAAGGCCCAGUGAAUGGCGGGGGCGGGGGGGGGCAGCUGGGAGGGAGGGAGGGAGGUGUAGUGGGGGCCCAGGGGUCCGGGCUUGGCUCCAGAUGGGAACAAGGCCUGGUAACGUUGUUUGUGUCUGGCGUUCGGUGACUUUCUGUGUAUGCCUCAGCUGCCAGGGGCGGUGAUGGCCAGUCCUUGGAUUUGGGGAUUGGCCGCGAGCUGCUGGGGUUCACCGCUUGGGCCUGCCCUGGGAGAGGAAAAGAGGGAAAAAUGUGGGCCACCUUGGCCUGCCUCCCCCCAUUGCCUCUCGCUAGGGAUGAGGAUUGGGGGUCAGCUGGGCCCAGGACCUUCGUUUGGAGCUUCCAGAUGAUCUGAGAGGGAGUGACAGUGGAAUUCAGGCCAGAGUCUGCUUUGAUCUGAGAGGCAGAAGAGGGCUCAGCAAACCCCCUCUACCCAGGUAUCAUUGGUGGAUAGGAAAGGGGGAGGCUCCUAAUGUGUGUAGCCUACUCUUACCAUUCCUUGACCUCCAGCCUGGAGCUUUAGAGUUCCAGGAAGUCCCCAAAGAUGGAAGAUUGUGUCAAGUGGAAAUGGAUCCCAUCAGUGCCCCAUACCUCUUCAGUCAUCUCCCCACCCAGUGAGCCCCCAGCCUUUCUAGUUCCGGUCUUGAUGUCCUGCAUAUCCUGUUCCCAGCCUGUCUCCUGGUUUCCUUGAUCACGGUUCAGUUAUGCUUCCGUGUUUCCUGGGCCUCUGCUCAGAGUCAGGCCACCAGCUGGCCUCUGGAUCAAUGCAGGAUGAUAAAAGCUUUCACAUCAGAAUGACCUGUCAGGGGAAGCACUGAGGAGGGGAAUAAUCAGUGCUGCCUGUGACCCUCAAGGUCUUGGGUUGGAAAGGGUGAAUGGAGAAGUGCAUUCCUGGUAGAGGAAAAACCUAUACAAAGGCCUUCCUUUGUACGGAAGGAAGAGUUCAGUGGGGCUGGACUUAGGGGUGGUCUGAACUCUGAUGCAAUAAAGUAACUGUGAUAACA
This is a messenger RNA of Lynx canadensis (Canada lynx), 5884 nucleotides long. It is a transcript of the gene PAQR7, whose product is annotated as progestin and adipoQ receptor family member 7. The coding region runs from base 3839 to 4885 and encodes 348 amino acids. Gene Ontology annotation, cellular component: plasma membrane. The record is from RefSeq and is a predicted model, not a curated record. NCBI's taxonomy places the organism in Eukaryota, Metazoa, Chordata, Mammalia, Carnivora, Felidae. Gene Ontology annotation, biological process: response to steroid hormone. Gene Ontology annotation, molecular function: steroid binding; nuclear steroid receptor activity. The transcript is spliced from 2 exons.